This is a messenger RNA of Cadophora gregata, 795 nucleotides long. It is a transcript of the gene BMH1, whose product is annotated as 14-3-3 protein. The record is from RefSeq and is a predicted model, not a curated record. Bases 1 to 795 code for a protein of 264 amino acids. Gene Ontology annotation, cellular component: cytoplasm. The transcript is spliced from 5 exons. NCBI's taxonomy places the organism in Eukaryota, Fungi, Ascomycota, Leotiomycetes, Helotiales, Ploettnerulaceae. Gene Ontology annotation, biological process: signal transduction.
AUGGGUUACGAAGAUUCCGUCUAUCUCGCCAAGCUUGCUGAGCAGGCUGAGCGUUACGAAGAAAUGGUGGAGAACAUGAAGUCCGUUGCGUCCGAGGACCAAGAACUCACCGUUGAAGAGCGAAACCUCCUGUCCGUUGCCUACAAGAACGUUAUUGGUGCCCGCCGUGCCUCAUGGAGAAUCGUUACCUCGAUUGAGCAGAAGGAGGAGUCAAAGGGAAACUCGACCCAAGUUACUCUUAUCAAGGAGUACCGCCAGAAGAUCGAGGCUGAGCUUGCCAAGAUCUGCGAGGAUAUUCUUGAGGUUCUAGAAAAGCACUUGAUUCCAUCUGCUAAGAGCGGAGAGUCCAAGGUUUUCUACCACAAGAUGAAGGGUGAUUAUCACCGUUACCUCGCUGAGUUCGCCAUUGGUGACAAGCGAAAGGAGUCUGCCGACAAGUCCCUUGAGGCUUACAAGAACGCCACCGAGGUUGCACAGACUGAUCUCGCACCAACACAUCCAAUCCGACUUGGUCUUGCACUUAACUUCUCCGUCUUCUACUAUGAGAUCUUGAACUCGCCCGAUCAAGCCUGCCAUCUUGCCAAGCAAGCUUUCGAUGAUGCUAUUGCUGAACUUGACACCCUCAGCGAGGAGAGUUACAAGGACUCUACCUUGAUUAUGCAACUCUUGAGAGACAAUUUGACCCUCUGGACUUCAUCAGAGGCUGAGCCAACUGCCACUGAGACCGCUGCUCCGGCUGCUGCUGCAUCUGAUGAGGCUGCUGCGCCAACGGAGCCCAAGGCGGAUGCUGAGUAA